Messenger RNA from Branchiostoma belcheri (Belcher's lancelet), 1641 nucleotides. Its product is annotated as prostaglandin E2 receptor EP4 subtype-like. Gene Ontology annotation, biological process: positive regulation of cytosolic calcium ion concentration; inflammatory response; adenylate cyclase-activating G protein-coupled receptor signaling pathway. Gene Ontology annotation, cellular component: plasma membrane. Lineage: Eukaryota; Metazoa; Chordata; Leptocardii; Amphioxiformes; Branchiostomatidae. The coding region runs from base 421 to 1641 and encodes 406 amino acids. Gene Ontology annotation, molecular function: prostaglandin E receptor activity. The transcript is spliced from 2 exons. The record is from RefSeq and is a predicted model, not a curated record.
CGUAGCUCAAGUGGCCCUUGCCUAGCUUGGAUCGCGCUUGAACGUUUUGACUUGAUCUUAGACACACUGAUGGUCGGAUUUCGUAGAACAAGACCCUAGCCUAGCGGGUGUGCUUGGAUCGCUUGAACGUUUGUUUGAACUUGAUCUUGACUUCAUUCACCCUGGACACAUUGACAGCCGGAUUCCGUGGCUCAAGGCCUUCGCCUAGCUUGGAUCGCGCUUGAACUUGGCUUCACGUACCCUGGACACAUUUUCAGUCGUUUCUUAACUCAAGGCCCUCGCCUAGCGGGUGCUGUGCUUGGAUCGCUUGAACCUUUUGAACUUGAUCUUGGCCCUACGUGGUCAAACACACUGACAGCCUGAUUCUGUGGCUCAAGGCCCUUGGCUUGAACAUUUGAACUUGAUCUUGCCCGUGACACAAUGAUGGCAAGCGCGGCGGGAACCUUCGAGGAAGACUUCGCCACCGCGGCGUACCUGGAGAACACGUCGGCGGGGUUCCUCCUCACGCCCACCGAAGAGAUUCUCCUGAACGUGACGGGCUCGGGGAACGGUACCGAUGGCGUCGCCCCUCGCGACCCUUCUCCAGCCCUCCUGAAGACUGCUCUAAUGUUCUUUACGGGAGUUCUGAGUAACGUAAUCGCACUGGUUGUCCUGUGUUUGUCCCGUAGAGAGAGACGACGCUCCGUGUUCUAUACCCUGGUCUCAGGGCUGGCCUGGACAGACCUUAUAGGAACGCUGGUGGUCUCACCCUUCGCUCUCAUUGUCUACGCCAACAACUUCAAAUGGGUCGGUGGAGAACCGCUCUGCAAGUUCCACGCCUUCGACAUGGUAGCGUUCGGACUGUGCACGAACCUGAUCGUAGCCGUCAUGGCCGUGGAGCGGUACAUCGCUCUCAGUCACCCCUACUUCUACAACAUCCACAUCGACCGCAAAAAGGCUCGCAUCGCCAUCGCCUGUGUGUGGAUAUACACCAUACUGUUCUCUCUCCUACCUUUCGUCGGGGUGGGCAGGUACGAGAUCCAGUACCCGGGUACGUGGUGCUUCUUCAGCACCGCCGGGAACCUAACCCUCACCGAGGCGGUCUACCCGUACGCUUUCGCCGCGACGGGUAUCCUGAUCAUCCUGGGGACGACUGUUCUGAACGUGUCGCUGAUCUUCACCAUGUUCAAGAUGCGGAGGCGGUCCCUGGAGAUGCAGACGUGCCGGGAGAUGAGGCGGCUCAGGAAGGAGAAGGAGAUAGAGAUCCAGAUGGUGGUACUGCUGGUGGGGGUCACGGUGGUCUUCACCAUCUGCUGGGGACCCAUCAUGGUGCGAAUCAUCCACAAUACGUCAGGGGGCGCUGUGAACCACGCCGCCGACCUGUUAGCGAUCAACAUGGCGUCCAUCAACCAGAUUCUCGACCCGUGGGUCUACAUCCUGUUCCGGAAGGAGUUGCUGAUUCUGUUCUUUCGCUUCCUGCGGGUCAUCCUGUGCGGAAAGGCCCGGAUGUCGAUCGAGCCUUCCAUUGGUUCCGGAGGGAUCGGUUCUGGCGGGAGAACGGAGGGUCACGUGACGAGACCGGCCCGGUUUCAGGAAGACUUUAGCGUUAUAGUGAACGGCAGCGCGCAGAAUAAUCAGAUUGAGAUGACGGAACUAGUUUAA